Syngnathoides biaculeatus (alligator pipefish) is the source of this 1713-nucleotide messenger RNA. It is a transcript of the gene gfra1a, whose product is annotated as gdnf family receptor alpha 1a. NCBI's taxonomy places the organism in Eukaryota, Metazoa, Chordata, Actinopteri, Syngnathiformes, Syngnathidae. Bases 163 to 1713 code for a protein of 516 amino acids. Gene Ontology annotation, biological process: nervous system development. Gene Ontology annotation, cellular component: signaling receptor complex; external side of plasma membrane. The transcript is spliced from 12 exons. Gene Ontology annotation, molecular function: signaling receptor activity. The record is from RefSeq and is a predicted model, not a curated record.
CUUGCCGUAGUUGACUAGUUGCUAGCACAAGAGGAGAAAUAUGUAUUCACGUCAACAACAACAAAAACAAAGUUUGUGAAAGCAGCUUCAAGCUUAGCAAGUCAUCCAGUCCUUGCUCAAACGCAAGAAUCAGCGAGGCUGUCAGUCGCGCGUCAGGGGAGGAUGAUUCUCGCUGGACUCUGUCUUCUUCUGCCUCUUCUAGAUGUGCUGCACGGGGCCGAGGAGGGCGCACGGGCGUCGCGCAUGGACUGCGUGCGGGCCAGCGAGCAGUGCCUGAAGGAGGCGGCGUGCAGCAGCAAGUACCGUACCAUGCGGCAGUGCGGCGCGGGCGCGGGCAAGGAGGGCAACUUCAGCAGCGUGGCGCGGCGCGAGGCUCAGGACGAGUGCCGCAGCGCCGUGGACGCGCUCAAGCGGAGCCCGCUGUACAACUGCCGCUGCAAGAGAGGCAUGAAGAAGGAGAAGAACUGCUUGCGCAUCUACUGGAGCAUCUACCAGACCUUACAAGGUAACGACUUUUUGGAGGAUUCUCCCUACGAGCCCGUCAACAGUCGCUUGUCGGACAUUUUCCGCCUGGCCCCCAUAAUCGAGGGCGCCGAAGCUUGGAGCGGCUCAGCCACUUUGUCACCGGUGAAGGGGGUGGACCGGGCCAGGGGACCCGCGCUGGCCCGGGGAGGGCCCUCCCCAACAGACCUGCAGGAUCCCAGUAGAAACAGGAGGGCCCACCCCAACUGGGCUAUACUGGGGGAGCCGGCAGUGGCCCGGGAGAACAACUGCCUGAACGCGGCCAAGGCCUGCAACCUGAACGACACGUGCAAGAAGUACCGCUCGGCCUACAUCAGCCCGUGCACCAGCCGGGUCUCCACCGCCGAAGUUUGCAACAAGAGGAAGUGCCACAAGGCCCUCAGACAGUUCUUCGACAAGGUCCCCCCCAAGCACAGCUACGGGAUGCUGUUCUGCUCGUGCCCGCUCAUCGACCAGACGGCGUGCUCGGAACGCCGGCGUCAGACCAUCGUGCCCGUCUGCUCCUACGAGGAGAAGCAGAAGCCCAACUGUCUGGAGCUGCAGGCCGCGUGCAGGACCAACUACAUCUGCAGGUCGCGUCUGGCCGACUUCCUCGCCAACUGCCAGUCAGAGCCGCGCUCGCUGUCGGGCUGCCUGAAGGAAAACUACGCCGACUGCCUGCUGGCCUACUCGGGCCUGGUCGGCACGGUGAUGACGCCCAACUACCUUCGCUCCCCCAGGAUCAGCGUGUCCCCGUACUGCGACUGCAGCAACAGCGGCAACAGCAAAGACGAGUGCGACAAGCUGGCCACUUUCUUCACAGACAACACGUGCCUGCGCAACGCCAUCCAGGCCUUCGGCAACGGCACGGACAUGGGCGCGUGGCAGCCCGUGUCGCCCGGCCAGACCACCACCGCCAUCACGUCGCCGUACCAACGCAAUGGCGGCAACAGCCUGGACAACCACAUCAACGCCGACCCCGGAAUAUACACUUUCUGCGGAAGUCUGCAGGCUCAGAAUCUGAAGUCCAACUCCAGCGUUGACAGCAUCUUCUGCGUGGACCCCCAGAUGGACGGUCCCAGCACGUCCAACGCCAUCGUGAAGAAUUCGUCCGCGUGCCGACGACCCGCCGGGGCGACGCGUCUGCUGCCCCCGCUGCUGUGGCUGUGGUACUGCGGCCGUCGUCUCGCGUCCUCGCCGGGCGACUUGUAG